This is a messenger RNA of Alternaria viburni, 294 nucleotides long. RefSeq lists its product as uncharacterized. The record is from RefSeq and is a predicted model, not a curated record. Lineage: Eukaryota; Fungi; Ascomycota; Dothideomycetes; Pleosporales; Pleosporaceae. The coding region runs from base 1 to 294 and encodes 97 amino acids. The transcript is spliced from 2 exons.
AUGGGGCACAUGGGCAAUGGGCAUCGGAGAUAUAGGAAUAUCCCUUUCAAGAUUGACGGUAUUGGCGGAACUCGUUACGCUACAAUGGGAGGUUAUAUUGUUGUAACCGACAAGAAUGGGGUUGUAUCAAUGUAUGGCUUGACUGCUGGCCAUAGCAUUGUUCAAGACGAUCUCGAGGAAGAGAUCGAUACCGAGCAGGCCAACGAAGAGCUCAACGCAGAGCGAAAUCUCUUUCCCGAUCUCACUACUGAGCAGCAUGCGGCCACCAAGCGCAUCGGCAACCCGUUCAAGUGA